AUGCCAUCCGCCACACGCCCAAGCCUGCCCCCCUGGACUCCCCCCCAGCCCACCCGCGAAACAGACCUCGAAUGGGCCCCCCUAACCACCUUGGACCUAUCCCAAAUCACAGGUCCGGACUUGACCUCCGUACCCCCCUCCCUCGUCUCCUCCGUAGGCGAAGCUUUCCACCGCGACGGAUUCAUCUAUGCCAUCAACCAUGGUCUUUCCUGGUCUGAAGUUCUUCGCCAGUUCGCCAUUGGUCAGUACGCCUUCAAGGGCGUAUCUGAAUCCGACAAAGCUCGUUACAAAGCUGACAUUCUCGCCACAGGCUCCUUCGUAGGUUACAAGGAGCAAGGGCAUUGGAAGCUUAACGGCGUUAAAGACCGCAUCGAACAGCUCAACUUUGGAUCUCAAUCCUUCGCUCCUGAGAAAAGGGAAAAGCUUUUCCCACCUUCGCUGCAAGAUUUCAUCCCUGAGAUUGAGCAGUUCGCAAGGUUCAACCACGCAGUUAUCCUUCGAAAGGUUCUCAGCGUGCUUAGUUUGGUUCUUAAGCUUCCGGCGGAUUAUCUUUGGAACUUGAGUAAGGAACCCGAGAAGAGGGGAUUGGAUCUGUUGAGAUAUGCAAUCUAUCACACACCGGAUCAACAAGAUGAUGAAAAGUUGGGCGGGGUCAGGUUGCAAGGUCAUACAGAUUUCAAUUCUGUCAGCAUCCUUUGGAGCCAACCUAUUACCUCGCUAGAAGUUCUCAUGCCAGACAACAAAUGGCGUUUGGUCAAACACCGAGACAAUGCACUCGUAAUCAACCUUGGCGAUGCCAUGCACUUCCUUUCCGGUGGAUACCUCAAACAAACCAUUCACCGCGUAGUUGCACCACCUGCAGACCAAGCUCACUAUACCAGACUAGGUAUCUUUUACUUUGCACUCUUCAACGACAACGUAUCUCUAGAACCACUAGAACAGCAGAGCGAGGUAGUAAGAGAAGCAUACAAAAACAAAAAGCAACUAGACGGAAAAGGCUUCUGGGACCAUCUCAAGCAGAAGCGCCAAAACGUUCCCACAGCCGGAGAUUGGGAAAGGCUGAGAGUCAAAGCGUAUGGACAGCAACAUGCUAAGAAGGCCGAGGAUGGGCAUGACGUUGAAGAGAUUGCUGGACAGAAGGUGCUAGGGUAUAACGGAGAGAGAGUCAAGCCCAAACAUCAGCAGAUUCAACAGUCGGCUUCGGUUAAGGCCAACUGA
Molecule: messenger RNA, 1218 nt
Organism: Ustilago hordei
Lineage: Eukaryota; Fungi; Basidiomycota; Ustilaginomycetes; Ustilaginales; Ustilaginaceae
Exons: 1
Coding region: 1-1218 (405 amino acids)
Molecular function (GO): dioxygenase activity
Source: RefSeq, a predicted model, not a curated record